Messenger RNA from Platichthys flesus (European flounder), 500 nucleotides. Its product is annotated as acylphosphatase-2-like. The transcript has 4 exons. Bases 15 to 401 code for a protein of 128 amino acids. NCBI's taxonomy places the organism in Eukaryota, Metazoa, Chordata, Actinopteri, Pleuronectiformes, Pleuronectidae. Gene Ontology annotation, molecular function: acylphosphatase activity. The record is from RefSeq and is a predicted model, not a curated record.
AGACCCAGGUGAGCAUGUGGGUGAGCAGGAGGGAGAGAGAGAGAGAGCGGAGGCCUUCACUCCCUCUUCUGUUCUCCCUGUGUUUCUCUCUCAUUAUGUCUGAAGCAGCAGGAAGGAAACUGGCGUCGGUGGAUUUUGAAAUCUUCGGUCACGUUCAGGGAGUCUGUUUCAGAAUGUACACAGAGCAGGAGGGUCUGCGGCUGGGCCUGGUCGGCUGGGUGAAGAACACCCACAGUGGGACGGUGUUGGGACAAGUCCAGGGUCCUGCAGACCUGGUGGAGGAGAUGAAGGUGUGGCUGAGUAAAGAAGGAAGUCCGUCCAGUCGUAUCACCAGAGCUUCCUUCAGCAACCAGAGGUCCAUCGACAAGCUGGAGCUCUCCGGCUUCAACACUCGCUUCUGACCGCACAUAACCAGACGCACCCUGAAGUCCUACAGAGAGAAACACAGUUAAAACAUGUGUGUAAUAAUUAAACGUGUCUACGCCUCUGAAUUCAACAAA